UGUGUAGCUAUAUAUGUUCAUAGUAACAUACUGUAUAUGGAUUCAUUAAGUAGAUAUACCCUGUCUGCAAUUCAAAUGUCUGUGUGAGUGUGUGUGUGUGUGCGCGCGCGCCACAUGAUAACAAUUACCUAACAAUGCUUAGCCUCGUGCUGCUGUGUCGACUUCACCUCUUACGAAAACCGUCAGUGUGUCAGCUUCCAGCUCCUCACACUCACACGGUGAAUCUACGAGCGUCAACCUCUUCUGUUCUUCUCACACGGAAACAAAGGAGAAAUGUCCGUCUUCUAUCUCCUCCUACUGCUGGUUCCUCUGGUGUCGUCACAGACGUAUCACUGGGGUCCGUGUCCUACACCGAAAGUUCAACCCAACUUCAACCUCCAACAGUAUCUCGGCCGGUGGUAUGAGAUUGAGAAACUUCCUGCUUCUUUUGAAAGAGGAAAGUGCAUCGAAGCAAACUACGCGGUGAGGGCAGAUGGAACUAUCCAAGUGUUGAACCGACAGUUCUAUAAGGACAAGAUGAGGUCGAUUGAAGGAACAGCCAUCCUCCCCGACUCCAGGGAUCCUGCAAAGCUGGGGGUCAGCUUCUCCUUCUUUACUCCAUACGGCACCUACUGGAUCCUAUCCACUGACUACACCAGUGUGUCCGUGGUUUACUCCUGCACGGACUUUCUCCGCAUCUUCCACGUGGACUAUGCCUGGAUUCUCAGCAGGUCACGUUUCUUGCCUACGGACACUCUCCGCUACGCCAAAAAUCUGCUGAUCGGUGAAGGCAUCGACUUGUUCAAGAUGAAACGCACUGAUCAGUUUGGCUGCAAAGACGACUAGAGACUGGUGAACUGUGCAGGUGUUGACAAGUGAAGGUGAUUCAGUGCUUUUUUUAUUUAUUCUAGUUUGUAUUUUAGCAGAUCAUAUCAGAUUAUGAUGAUGACGUUUGUACUCACUGGUUUGUAUCCACAUUUACCCCAUU
Messenger RNA from Cynoglossus semilaevis (tongue sole), 967 nucleotides. RefSeq names its product apolipoprotein Db (gene apodb). Gene Ontology annotation, molecular function: lipid binding. Gene Ontology annotation, biological process: response to reactive oxygen species; brain development; lipid transport. The record is from RefSeq and is a predicted model, not a curated record. The transcript is spliced from 5 exons. Gene Ontology annotation, cellular component: cytoplasm. The coding region runs from base 274 to 825 and encodes 183 amino acids. Lineage: Eukaryota; Metazoa; Chordata; Actinopteri; Pleuronectiformes; Cynoglossidae.